AUGGAAUCUUUGGCAACAACCAUUCGUUUCGUCACGCUGAACUGCCGAACACUAUCGAGUGAACUCCAACAAGCCGCUCCAUCCAAACUUCUGCGAUAUCUCUGUGUGCCUUUUGCUGCACUGCAGGAAACACGCAUGAGAGAUCAGUCCGUCAUCAGUAUCGAAAAUUACACCAUAUACUGCAGCGAUGUUGAUGAGAACAAAAUAGGUGGCUGCGCGAUAGCUGUGAGGAACGAUUACAAGAACUUGGUGGAGGAAUUUGGCUCAACGUCGUCUAGAUGCGCCUUUCUACGACUGCCGGAUCGCAGUGCACGUAAACCCUGGAUCGUAAGUGCUCACGCACCUACGGAAACCGCUGAGGACAACAGUAAGGACGCCUUCUAUGAUGAACUCAAUGCGUUGAUGUCUAAAAUACCAAGCCAGCAGGUGGUCAUUGUCAGAAUCGACGCAAAUGCGAAGAUGGGACUCGAACAGCAAUCCAAUGUGCUAGGAAAAUGGUAUUAUCCAGUAGAACGCACAUCAGACAACGGUGACCGUCUGGUCCACUUGUGCGAACAGACGGGCCUCAUCAUCGCUUCCACGUUUAAGAGGAAUCAUCGACGCCAUCAGCUCACGUGGCAGGGGUUAACCCUUUUAACGCCUGAAGAGCAGCGCAAGCGGAAGAGGAUUCUUGAGCUUCAGCUCGACUACGUCCUGGCGAGGAACAUUCCUCAGUCAGAUAUUCGAAAAUCUAGAGCUGUUUGGGACGUCGCGUUCGAUUCUGACCACCGUCCAGUUCUCUUCAGCUUCAAGAUACAGUUCCACAAGGAAAACCGAGGAGUUCCUCUUCAACUGAAGAUCGGCUUGGCAGGUCUGAAAGACGAUGAAUGCAGAACAAAAUUCCGCCAACGUGUGUAUAUUCAUGUUGGAUACGGACCUGAAAGAAGCUUAGCCAUGCAGAUUCCUUCACAAAGUGCAUCCAGGACGCUGCAAGGGAAACGCUCCCGGGUUCUAUUGUUGCGAAAGUUUGCCUUUGUAUCUGCGGAAACAAAAUCCACGUACAAUUCUAUAUGUGUCGCAAGCAGCGCUGGUGACUUCAACAAGGAAACGCGUCUUAGAAGGAAGCUGCGGCUACCGGUCAGCACCGUCAGCUCCUGA
This is a messenger RNA of Necator americanus (New World hookworm), 1137 nucleotides long. RefSeq lists its product as uncharacterized. The coding region runs from base 1 to 1137 and encodes 378 amino acids. The transcript has a single exon. NCBI's taxonomy places the organism in Eukaryota, Metazoa, Nematoda, Chromadorea, Rhabditida, Ancylostomatidae. The record is from RefSeq and is a predicted model, not a curated record.